CACACUUAGCGGCAGUAGCGCACCAUCACGAUGGAUUGCCAACCACUGAUGACUUACAGAAGAAGUAGCAGGACCCUAACGUUCGCGCUUUGUUUUCCACCCGAUAUGAUUUACUGACGGACAGUUUUUGCUUGGUUGUUGGAGGUUUUUUUUGUUUUGUUUUUAAAUAAUGGAGAAGGCUAAUCAGAGCUUUUGCAGUGACCCAUCCAACCUUGUUUCAGAAGAUGGGAAAAAUACGAAAUCAGUGGUGUGCCAGCGUUGUGGCUCAAAAGUGCUCUGCCCGGGCAUGGCUGUAUUUGCAGAAAAGCAGCUCUUUCUCCCUUCAAUGCAAAAGAACAACAUUAACCAGCCUGAUGGAACUUUAGACGGAGAUACGUUAACAGCUCACUGGCUGGUGGAUGAUAUGUACACCUUUGAGAAUGUUGGCUUCACCAAAGAUGUAGGCAAAAUAAAAUAUCUUAUCUGUGCAGAUUGUGAGAUUGGACCCAUUGGAUGGCACAACCUUGAUGACAAGAAAUAUUUCUACAUAGCACUAGAUCGAGUUAAACACGUGUAGGGUGCUUAAGCUUGUUUGGUACGAGAUCGUGCUACACAACUUGCUUUCUCUUGUUACACGUUUUUGGUGUAGUUUUAAACAUACCUCUUUGAGCAGUACACUGGGAGUAAUGUUUUGUAAAAUGUU
Molecule: messenger RNA, 682 nt
Organism: Neoarius graeffei (lesser salmon catfish)
Lineage: Eukaryota; Metazoa; Chordata; Actinopteri; Siluriformes; Ariidae
Gene: rabif
Product: RAB interacting factor
Exons: 3
Coding region: 170-556 (128 amino acids)
Biological process (GO): post-Golgi vesicle-mediated transport; small GTPase-mediated signal transduction
Cellular component (GO): membrane; cytosol
Molecular function (GO): guanyl-nucleotide exchange factor activity; zinc ion binding
Source: RefSeq, a predicted model, not a curated record